ACCCGCUAGACUGAGCAGAUUUUCUGCCGGUUUCGUAGCCGUUCCACGGCCAGUUUUGUUGACUCUUGACUUACUGCCCCUGAGGCACUCUGUGUACGCUUUCGCUUGCUGGAUCUCACCGCUUUUACCUUGCUUACCUUUCGGCAACUUACCUAUUUAGUUCCUCACUCCGAGAAGACCCCUCCCUCCUCUUGCAAACUCACCUACUACUACCCAUCUAUCCUCCCAAGCGAUCCAUCAAAGACACAAAGACCCCCCCUUCGCCUCCCAGAAAGACCGGACCAUGGCCCUCACCUCGCGGAUCACCCUCACCGGCCCGGAGCCGGCAGAGCCAGAGGACUUCCUGGGCACCUCGCUUGGCAUCAUCUUUCCGGACGACGUGACCGAGCAGCACGGCGACGCCGAGCACAACCUGCUGUACACCUCGCCGCACCUGCCGCGCCCGCUGCCGCUCGCCCUCGCCGACGUCACCGAGGAGCGCGACCGGUGGCUGUUCAGCCACUACCUGUGGAACUCGUCGCUGCUGCUGGCGGAGCUGAUCGAGGCUGGCACGCUCGGGCUGCUUCCUGACGACGCUGCUGCUGGUGGGGUCGGGACGGCGGGUGUCCGACUGGGGUGUGACGUGGCGGGCCUGUCGACGAUCGAGCUGGGCGCGGGGACGGCGCUGCCGUCGAUCAUGGCGGGACUGCUGGGCGCUAGGCGGGUGGUGGUGACGGAUUAUCCCUCGCCGGUGGUGCUAGCGACGCUGAGGGAGAAUGUGGCUGGGGUAGUGCGGGAGAAGUACGCGCCCGCGGGGAGGUUCGCGGUCGAGGAGGUGGUCGUCGAGGGCCAUGCGUGGGGCGAUCUGGAGACGCCGCUGGCGAGGGAGAACAGGCGUGCGUUUGAUCGCGUGUUCGCGGCGGACUGCUUGUGGAUGCCGUGGCAGCAUGAGAACCUGCGGCGGUCCGUGGCGUGGUUCCUCGGGGAAGACGAAGGUGCACGGGCGUGGGUUAUCGCCGGCUUCCAUACCGGGCGGGACAAGAUGAGCAGCUUCUUUGCGGAGGAAGCGUUAGCGGCUGUCGGGCUUGAGGUCGAACACUUGUGGGAGCGUGACUGCAACGGGCAGGAUCGGGCAUGGGCUUGGGACCGCGGUGUCGAGGACUUAGGCGAGCGGAAGCGAUGGUUGGCGGUGGGCGUGCUCAGGAGGAUACGGGGGCCUGCAAGAGAGGGCGUGAAAGAGCCGUGAGGGGGAAAAGCAAGAGGAUAUAUACCCGGAGUGGAGUCCAGGGUGCCGUUCAGCUCUGGCCCUAUCUGGUAAAGCGUCGUGGGUUAGGAUGAGCAGCUGAGCUGAGCUACCUAGCUCGGCUUAGACUUCGCUUUUCUCCCCCUCAGCCGGCCCGUCAUUGGUGGUUGGGGUUUCCGGACGAGUUGAUCAAGCAGGGAGAUGUUG
Messenger RNA from Thermothielavioides terrestris NRRL 8126, 1429 nucleotides. RefSeq lists its product as uncharacterized. Gene Ontology annotation, molecular function: protein-lysine N-methyltransferase activity. The transcript is spliced from 2 exons. The record is from RefSeq and is a predicted model, not a curated record. Gene Ontology annotation, biological process: peptidyl-lysine dimethylation. The coding region runs from base 284 to 1225 and encodes 313 amino acids. NCBI's taxonomy places the organism in Eukaryota, Fungi, Ascomycota, Sordariomycetes, Sordariales, Chaetomiaceae.